Aspergillus chevalieri is the source of this 3114-nucleotide messenger RNA. RefSeq names its product tRNA methyltransferase PPM2 (gene PPM2). The record is from RefSeq and is a predicted model, not a curated record. Gene Ontology annotation, biological process: tRNA methylation; wybutosine biosynthetic process. The transcript has 5 exons. Lineage: Eukaryota; Fungi; Ascomycota; Eurotiomycetes; Eurotiales; Aspergillaceae. Bases 1 to 3114 code for a protein of 1037 amino acids. Gene Ontology annotation, molecular function: tRNA methyltransferase activity; protein binding.
AUGGCGCCCAAGAAGAAAAAUGCCGUACCUGCUGUCAGCGCUAAGGCUGAGAAAGAAGCUGACUUGGUAAUGGGGACGAACAAUAGCAGCAUUGUGUCGAAACGAAGCGUCGAGAUGUUCUACUACCCCAAGCCCCAUUUCUUCCGCUACUUCGUCAAGAAGCCCCAACGACGGGCCCCGUUGAUCAACCGUGGAUAUUGGUUGCGCAUGUACGCCAUGGCGGAAUCAGUGCGUCGCUUCAUGCAAGAGCCAUCAGAUAAGCCCAAAUUCGUCCUGAAUCUCGGGUGUGGAUUUGAUCCUCUCCCAUUCAUGAUGCUCAGCGCCGAAAAGCCCCUGUGUAGAGAUACGACGUUCGUGGAUAUCGACUAUGAGAAGCUCAUGGUCAACAAGAAGACGGCAAUCCAGCGGACCAGCGAGAUCACAGACCACCUCGAGAAUGUAGAGUUCUUUCCAGAUGACAAGGCCGUUCAAAUACGCAGCGACCACUAUCUGGCGAUAGGUUGUGAUUUGAAGAACAUAGAGAAGCUGGAUAAGACCUUGCACAAUGAGGUGCUUCCAGCUAAGUGUUCGGUUCUAUAUCUGGCCGAAGUUUCUCUCACAUAUAUGGACGUCGAAUCUGCGAAUGCGGUCGUCAACUGGGCUUCCAAGCUGAGCAGUGACGCCCAGUUCUGUAUCUUGGAGCAGUUCUUCCCCGACGGACCGGAGCAUCCCUUUGCAUCAACGAUGAUGAAGCACUUCAACAAACUCGGGGCGCCGUUAUACUCGAUCCACGAAUAUCCCUCGCUACGCGAACAAGAACGGCGGUUCAGGAAUGCCGGCUGGACGCAAGCGCAGGCCAGAAGUCUAUGGGACCUAUGGUCAGACGACGACUUCCUGAGUAGUUCAACAAGGGCGUCGCUGGACAGUGUCGAGGCAUUUGACGAAUGGGAAGAGUUCGCGCUAUUCGCAUCACACUAUUUCCUCCUACACGCUUCUACAAGAGAACCAACCUCCAAUCACGAGCCCGAAUAUGAGGAUCCUUGUCCAUCUGUCUCUCCUAGCUACACGCUACUUUCUCAUUGUCUGCAAGGAAAUGACCAGCGGAGAUAUGGCGCAAUCGUUCCGGACACUGACCAUUCCCUGGGUUACCAUGGCGGACUAGGUCGGCAGACGCGACUUGCAUCCACGAGCCUUUAUGGGAAGUCCAAAGCGGUUACUAGGUCAAGUCAACCUUUCCCACCAAAUGAUAUGCCCGCCCGAAUGUGUCAUACAGUGACGCCUCUAGCCGGUGAUGACUGUCUGUUGGUGGGCGGUAGAGCCUCGCCAGCAGCAGUUUUUCAAGAUUGCUGGCUGAGGAAGGGAGGGCAAUGGAAGCCGACUCAUAGCCUUCCAGAGCCUCGCUUCAGACACUCUGCAGUAAGGGUGGCUCUUCCAGACGAGACUGAGGGCGUCCUUAUUUACGGAGGGAAAACCAGCGAUGGUCAAGUGCUGGACUCGUGGAUUCUAUGGAACGAGAAUGGAAAUGGAUGGCAAGCAGUCGAGACGUUUGGCGAGAAGCCCCCCGCUCGAUUGGGGGCGUGCUUGGAACUCCUCGAGAGCCAAACAAACAAGGGAACCUUCGAAGGCCGCUCAGAGACAGGUAUUCUCUUCGGAGGAGUUGGAAAAGACAGCAAAAUCAUGGAGGAUAUAUGGACAUUGACCCUCCAUCAGAGGACAGAUGGAAAAUACACUUUGCAUUUCAACGACCUAACCUACGCUCUGCAAAGCGAACCUCUGCUCAAAUACACGACCCGCUUCGGAGCCACGACCAACAGCACCCCGUGGGGACUCGUUGUCGCUGGAGGCAUCAUGCCUCGCCAGAUCGUGCCUGCAGACAAAGAGAUUCUACUUUUGGACUUCAAAGAGCUCCUCAAAUGCCUGGAUUCGGGUGAUGAUUGGAAUGGUAAUUUAAUCUCGGAAAUAGGGCUUGGAAAGGACUUCCGAGGACCGCGUCCGCUACUGACCGGCCAUGCCAGCCAUGCCGCUAGUUCAGACCAGCUCGUCAUUCUGGGUGGUGGCGCGGUGUGCUUCUCAUUCGGGACAUUCUGGACAGAGGGAACUUGGGUGUUGAAGCGGACGGAGUCCACUCUUGAGAAUAAAUGGGCAGUGGUUGCGGAGAACGUGCAACCGACGAAAACUUCCGUAACCCAGAAAUCUCCAGAGAAAUCUGUCCUGCAAAAGGUCGAAGGGAUACCGGUGAUACCGCGGGUUAAAGUUCAGGAACCUGCUCAGUUCCAGCAGAUUCUCGCUGAUGGCAAACCGGUGGUCAUUGAGGGAUCUGAUAUUGGGCCUUGCAGGAAUCUCUGGACGAAAGAAUACCUUACCGAUGCUGUUGGUAGCGACCGCAAGAUUGUCGUGCACGAAGCUCAAUCAGAACACAUGAGUUUCCAAUCCAAGAACUUUGCCUACACGACCAAAGAAUUUGGGACAUUCAUGGAUGAGGUGCAUGCCGGUGGUAGACAAUAUCUGCGGUCCAUCUCUGCAGAUCAGCCCUCCAAGCUCCCUGCAAACCUGGCUGUCGAUUUUCCCAACCUACAUCGUGACUUUCAGUUACCAGCAGCGUUGUCAUUCGUGAUGGAGAACGCACACAGUUCGCCGUUGAGGAUCUCGGGGUUUGUUACACUUUGGCUUCACUAUGAUGUAAUGGCAAACGUCCUAUGCCAAGUUCGCGGCGAAAGAAAACUUGUCCUCUUCCCUCCAAGCGAUGUCCAACAUCUCCACGUGCCACCGGGCGCCUCCAGCUCAAAUGUCGAUAUAUUCCGGAACCUCGAUGGCUCCGUCGCUUGUCCUCCAGGCACCUCACCCCAGGAGGCCAUCCUCAAACCCGGCGAUAUCCUCUUCAUCCCACCACUAUGGCUACACACUGCCUCUCCGACGGGUGAGGUUAGUGUAGGGGUAAACGUGUUUUUCCGCAAUCUUUCGACUGGAUAUGCGGCCGGUCGGGAUGUAUAUGGGAAUCGGGAUUUGCAGGCGUAUGAGAAGGGGCGGGGUGAGGUUCAGAAGAUCGCGAAGGGGUUUGAAGGUGUUCCGCCCGAUAUGGUGAGGUUCUAUUUGUUGCAGCUUGCGCAGGAGCUUAGGGAGCAGGCUGGUGUUUGA